CCAAUCACGUGUCCAUCAAUAAAUCAAGAUGGCUGCGCCCUGCUGCAUUAUGUAAUGUCUGAUCACAAAGAGGUUUUCAUACACUGUGAGACGGCUGACUACGCGGUAUCGCUGAUUAGAAUCCUUUCCUUUGAUUAGAAAGGGUGCCUCAUUCAAAGAUGAAUGAAGCAGCUAUAGAGGACAUGGCAUCUUACUUGUGCCCUGGCCAAGUAGGGAAUGCAUCGUCAUGGUACAGCGUCUCAGUUUGCCGGGCAGACUACUUGAGCUGCAUCCCGCAUCUUGGCUUCAUCCUCCUCACCUCCAUCCUCCUGCUUGUCUACGGAUGUUUUCCCAGACUCAGACGGGACAAGACACCGUACACCCUCCACUACCCCUGCCACCACACCCGCUGGCUCCUGCUGUUCACCCUCCUCUUCGCCUUGACGUUCUUCAUCCUGGAAGGGGUGCUGUCGGAUUUCAAGUCCCCCCGAAGCCAAACCCAGCCCCACCUGUACCUUCCGGCAAGUUGUGCCUUCCUGGCGGUUGCGCUGGCCUGUGUGUACUACCAUCAUGCAGAGGCCUGGUUGAGACCAGGGUUCGCCUGGCUCUUGCUGGCUUACUGGGGGCUUGCUCUAGUUGGGAAGGCUUCAGACUGUCUAGCUGGAUGGAAGACCUUGACAACAUCGACGUUAGAAUCGUUCGCUUUGAUGCUAUCGUAUUUAUGGUUUCUACAUAUGCAGUAUUGUUUCUUGUUGAGCUAUGUGCAAUGAUAGUCACGAUGUUUCUGAGGCGAUCCAAACACAAGAGUCUACCAGAUGAUCUGUUGAAGCCGGACAUGAAAUAUUACAUGAGAUAUGUGAGUUUUCCGUCGCUGAUAUUCUUCACCUGGCCGGGUUGGCUGUUACGUGUGGGUUACCAACACCCUCUGGAGAUAAAAGAUUUAGGCAGUUUGCCCGAAAUGAGUACCUCCCGCUCCAAUGAGAAAAACUUUGAGUUUUAUCUGCAGAAAGAAAAGGAGAGAGCUGCCAAGUUGGGUGGUCCGGAGCACUUCUCCUUAUACCGUGUCCUCUUCAGGGCUUAUCUUGGCUGGCAAGUGGCGGCGUUCCUUCUGAAAACCCUGGCGGACGUCCUUCAAUUCAUCGUUCCUCUCACUGUUGGGGGAAUUGUCACCUACGCAACGGUGCUGUACUAUGAAAAGGAGAAAACAACUGAUGAACUAUCCGACUUUGUAACCGUAAAUGAAUUCUUCAGUGAUGGUUUUGUUCUACUGUUCAUCAUGGGUGCCGUUGGGCUGUUGAGGGUGGUCAUACUACAUAGCAACUACCACUGCCUGAUCUUAUCUAGCAUUCAUCUCCGAGCUGGAGUACAGGCCGCAGUGUACAACAAGACCCUCCGUCUGUCUGGCUGGACGGUUACCAGUGGAGCCAUGACUACCGGGCAGAUCACCAACUUGAUGUCCAUCGAUGCCUUUCACCUCAUGAUGUUCUACCAGUAUGGACAGUACGCCUACUCCUUACCCUUAAUGAUCAUUGUGUUGAUGGCCAUGCUUGUCCACCUUCUGGGCGUGGCUGCCCUGAUUGCGUCCGUCUGUUUCGUCAUCGCUAUCCCGAUCCAGUACAAGCUGGCUCAGUUCCAAGCCAGAGUCCAGAAGCAUGCACUGAGAAUUUCUGAUGAGAGGCUGAAGCAGACCCACGAGAUGCUGCAAGGAAUGAAGCUCAUCAAGCUGUACGGCUGGGAGAGCAUCUUCUGCAGUGAGAUCUCCAGCGUGCGGUACAGGGAGAUCAAGAAACUGAUGAAAGCCGUCAUCUUCUUCUGCAUCUCGAUUCUUACAAGCUACUUUGUUCCUGCUUUUGUCACCCUAUUG
Messenger RNA from Patiria miniata (bat star), 1843 nucleotides. RefSeq names its product ATP-binding cassette sub-family C member 9-like. Lineage: Eukaryota; Metazoa; Echinodermata; Asteroidea; Valvatida; Asterinidae. The record is from RefSeq and is a predicted model, not a curated record. Gene Ontology annotation, molecular function: ATP hydrolysis activity; ATP binding; ABC-type transporter activity. Gene Ontology annotation, cellular component: membrane. Gene Ontology annotation, biological process: transmembrane transport.